GCUCCCCUUUGCCCCCGAGGCCGGGAGACCCGGGCGGCGCUGGGGGGCCGCUGGCGGGCGCGCCUGGCAGCUUCGGGGUGCGCGGUUGGACCCGACCAACUCCGAAAACGGCGAGCGCCCGAACGCUCAGUAAACCCCAGCCGACCCGCACCACAGAACUUCCCGACCCGGGAACUCCGCUUGUGUGUGAACCAAGUUAACACUCAGUUCCAACAUGUCAGCUGGAUGAGAGAAGGGGCUUUGAUCUACCUCAUACACUGCCUGGUCUCCAAUGCCUGGAACAGCACCUGACUCAUAACUCUCAGAGGAUCCAGAACUACAGCCAGUCCUCGCUGGGCUGUUCCUGUCCAUGUGCCUGGUCAUGGUGCUGGGGAACCUGCUCAUCAUCCUGGCCGUCAGCCCUGACUCCCACCGCCACACCCCCAUGUACUUCUUCCUCUCCAACCUGUCCUUGCCUGACAUCGGUUUCACCUCCACCAUGGUCCCCAAGAUGAUUGUGGACAUCCAAUCUCACAGCAGAGUCAUCUCCUAUGCGGGCUGCCUGACUCAGAUGUCUCUUUUUGCCAUUUUUGGAGGCACGGAAGAAGACAUGCUCCUGAGUGUUAUGUCCUGAGUGUAUACAUGCUAUGACCGGUUUGUAGCCAUCUGUCACCUUCUAUAUUAUUCAGCCAUCAUGAACCCAUGUUUCUGUGGCUUUCUAGUUCUGUUGUCUUGUUGUCUCAGUCUUUUAGACUCCCAGCUGCACAAUUUGAUUGCCUUGCAAAUUACCUGCUUCAAGGAUGUGGAAAUUCCUAAUUUCUUCUGUGACCCUUCUCAACUCCCCCACCUUGCGUGUUGUGACACCUUCACCAAUAACAUAGUCAUGUAUUUCCCUGCUGCCAUAUUUGGUUUUCUUCCCACCUCGGGGAUCCUUUUCUCAUACUAUAAAAUUGUUUCCUCCAUUCUGAGGGUUUCAUCAUCAGAUGGGAACUAUAAAGCCUUCUCCACCUGUGGGUCUCACCUGUCAGUUGUUUGCUUAUUUUAUGGAACAGGCGUUGGAGGGCACCUCAGUUCAGAUGUGUCAUCUUCCCCCAGAAAGGGUGCAGUGGCCUCAGUGAUGUACACGGUGGUCACCCCCAUGCUGAACCCCUUCAUCUACAGCCUGAGAAACAGGGAUAUUAAAAGUGUCCUGCGGCGCCUGCACGGCAGAACAGUCUAA
Gorilla gorilla gorilla (western lowland gorilla) is the source of this 1198-nucleotide messenger RNA. RefSeq names its product olfactory receptor 7E24-like. Lineage: Eukaryota; Metazoa; Chordata; Mammalia; Primates; Hominidae. Gene Ontology annotation, cellular component: membrane. Gene Ontology annotation, molecular function: G protein-coupled receptor activity; olfactory receptor activity. Gene Ontology annotation, biological process: G protein-coupled receptor signaling pathway. The record is from RefSeq and is a predicted model, not a curated record.